Messenger RNA from Alnus glutinosa, 1486 nucleotides. RefSeq names its product glutamine synthetase. Lineage: Eukaryota; Viridiplantae; Streptophyta; Magnoliopsida; Fagales; Betulaceae. The record is from RefSeq and is a predicted model, not a curated record. Gene Ontology annotation, molecular function: glutamine synthetase activity. The coding region runs from base 90 to 1256 and encodes 388 amino acids. The transcript has 11 exons. Gene Ontology annotation, cellular component: cytoplasm.
GCUCUGUUCAUAACUCUGAACUCGUUCAAUCACAGAGAGACCGAGAUUCACUUCAAAGUCUCUGCUUUGUGUUUGUGUUUCUUCUCAACAUGUCGCUGCUUUCAGAUCUCAUCAACCUUAACCUCUCGGACGCUACUGAUAAAGUGAUUGCAGAGUACAUAUGGAUCGGUGGAUCUGGUACGGACCUCAGAAGCAAAGCUAGGACGCUUACUGGGCCAGUCAAUCAUCCUUCAAAGCUUCCCAAGUGGAAUUAUGAUGGUUCCAGUACAGGUCAAGCUCCUGGUGAAGACAGUGAAGUGAUCUUAUAUCCUCAGGCAAUUUUCAAGGAUCCAUUCAGGAGAGGCAACAAUAUUCUAGUCAUCUGUGAUACUUACACUCCGGCGGGAGAGCCAAUUCCAACAAACAAGAGACAUGGUGCUGCAAAGAUAUUCAGCCAUCCUGAAGUUGUUGCUGAAGUACCCUGGUACGGUAUUGAGCAGGAGUACACCUUGUUGCAGAAAGAUGUCAAAUGGCCUCUUGGGUGGCCUGUUGGUGGUUAUCCUGGUCCUCAGGGACCAUACUACUGUGGUAUUGGUGCUGACAAAGCCUGGGGCCGUGAUAUAGUUGAUGCUCAUUACAAGGCUUGUCUAUAUGCAGGCAUCAACAUUAGUGGCAUCAAUGGAGAAGUGAUGCCAGGCCAGUGGGAAUUCCAAGUUGGUCCUUCUGUUGGCAUCUCUGCUGGAGAUGAGGUGUGGGCUGCUCGAUACAUUUUGGAGGUAAUUUUACGUACUCAAUUUAAGAAGAUACUACUUCCACUACCACUGCCAUUAAAUAUAUUUUUUCCUUAUGUUUUUGUUUCCUUGUAUGAACAGAGGAUUACAGAGAUUGCUGGGGUGGUGCUCAGCCUUGAUCCCAAGCCAAUCCAGGGUGAUUGGAAUGGAGCUGGUGCUCACACAAACUACAGUACCAAGUCCAUGAGAAACAAUGGAGGCUAUGAGAUCAUCAAGAAAGCAAUUGAGAAGCUAGGGCUGAGGCACAAAGAGCACAUUGCAGCAUAUGGGGAAGGCAAUGAGCGCCGUCUCACUGGCCGACAUGAAACAGCUGACAUCAACACUUUCAAAUGGGGUGUUGCCAACCGUGGGGCAUCUAUCCGUGUUGGCAGAGACACAGAAAAAGAAGGCAAAGGCUAUUUUGAGGACAGGAGGCCUGCUUCUAACAUGGAUCCAUAUGUGGUCACUUCCAUGAUCGCGGAAACCACCCUCCUGUGGAAGCCAUGAGUGCCAGCUACGCCCGCCUUUGGGAACAUUGUCAUUGUCUUUUCAUGAAGAUAAAAGCAACGUGUCAUUUGUGUAACCAUUGUGCUUUCCAUUAGAGUAGCUUUGUCCUGUUAUUUCUGUCUCAUUUGCCCUUUUUAUAUGAGGUGGUAGCAAUUCAUGAUACUGCCUCAUGUGUUAAAUAAUGGGUUUUGUAUAAACUACAAAAUGAAAGGGUUGGCUAUUUUGUUGAA